This is a messenger RNA of Aspergillus japonicus CBS 114.51, 1675 nucleotides long. Its product is annotated as J domain-containing protein. The transcript has 3 exons. Bases 355 to 1410 code for a protein of 351 amino acids. Gene Ontology annotation, biological process: cellular response to misfolded protein. NCBI's taxonomy places the organism in Eukaryota, Fungi, Ascomycota, Eurotiomycetes, Eurotiales, Aspergillaceae. Gene Ontology annotation, cellular component: endoplasmic reticulum membrane. Gene Ontology annotation, molecular function: Hsp70 protein binding. The record is from RefSeq and is a predicted model, not a curated record.
CUUAGCGUCAACAUUUGAACCUCCAGAACUCACCACGUUUAUCAGUCACGGUUGGUUUUAUCUUAGACCCCACCCGGCACGCCGCAACUGAACCAGCUGGCUAUCUUUCGUGCCCUUGUGCCCAAGCUGUAUCUGCAGCCUCUAUUCGAUUAACCAGAAACGCCCCCUCUAUUGUCUUUUUUCGGUCGUCCGCUCCGGCUGGCCCACCACUCUCCCUCUUCCGAAGAUCCACGCCUCGACGCACCCUCACUGCGCCCAAGGAACAAACCAAACAUAAAACGGGAGCAGCGCAUUGCUGCCACUGAUUGAGACCCGAGUUUCUCUGGGGGCGAUCGCCGAUCAAAACCUGCUGCGAUGCCAUCCGCCACCGCAUCCGGGGUCGACAACGGGGGUGCUGCGAAAUCCCGCGAACACAACCAGGGCAACCAGGACCGCAAAUACACACCCGAGCAGAAGGCGGCCGUCCUGCGGAUUCGGAAAUGCUCGACCACGGCGUUCUACGAGAUCCUGGCGGUGGAAAAGACCGCCACCGAUGGCGAGAUCAAGAAGGCGUAUCGCAAAUUGAGUCUAUUGACGCAUCCCGAUAAGAAUGGAUAUGAAGGAGCGGAUGAGGCUUUCAAAUUGGUAUCUCGUGCUUUCCAGGUCCUGUCUGAUGCGGAGAAGAAAGCCAAGUACGAUAAAUUCGGUGGGGAUCCGGACAGCAGGUUCACCCCCAGCGCUGGACCUUCGGGGGCCUCGCCCUUCAGUGGAUUCGGCGGUGGAUUCCCCCGGUCAGGCGGCGGUGGUGGUCCGAUGUUCGAGGAGGAGAUCUCGCCCGAGGAACUCUUCCAGCGGUUCUUCAGCGGUGGCUUUGGCCCCAUGGGAGGGGGUUUCGGCGGUCCUCAGUUUGUCUUCAACAUGGGCGGUGGCCCCGGGUUUCGGGUACAUCAGUUCGGAGGCCAGCGGCCUCGGAGAAGACCUCGCGAAGCCAAUGGCCAGUCCGAGCCGGCUCCAUCCCUCUGGUCGACCUUCCAGCAGCUCCUCCCUCUCAUUCUUCUCUUCGUUCUUCCUUGGAUCUCUUCUCGAUUCUCUGGCACCCCUACUCCGUCCGGUCCCUCGUACCGGUUUGACGCCGCGGUCUCUCCCCACACGCUGCAUCGCACAACGCCUAAGCUGAAUAUCGAUUACUUCGUCAAUCCGAGAGAUGUGGAUGACUAUAGCGCCCGCAAGUUCCGCCAGCUGGACCAACGGGUGGAAGUGGACUACGUGACGAAAUUGCGGUAUGAAUGUGAUAGCGAGAUCCACACGCGGGAUCGCAUGAUCCAGGACGCUCAAGGGUGGUUUUUCCCGGACGUAGAGAAGAUCAAGGAGGCACGGUCGAUGGAGUUGAAGAGCUGCAAGCGACUUGAUUCGCUAAAGGGAAGAUACUGAUAUCCUGGCUCUUGUGGCUGCUACACUUGUUCCUGUUCGUUCUCGGGCGCGGUUGGCUUCGCAUCCAUUGUUUACUAAUGUUCCAUACAAUUGUCCCAUGAAAUUGGGCUCUAUCACGAUCAAGCCUUUCUGUUUUGUUCUUCAGCUUAGAUGUCUAUAUGUUCUCACGGUUGUGAUGGCGUUCUAUGGGCAAACAACGACUUCUUUUAUUGCGGUGGGGUCGAAUUAGGGAAUUAGUGUUUUGACGAUUAUUGUUGUGAGGGAU